CGCGAGAACGUUUUCGCCGUCGACACUCGUCGUCAGUAUCGUAUCGUCAGCCGUAUCGUUUGUGUGUCUGUGCCUGUGUUUUACAUUCGCGCGUCCGUUCACCGCCGUACCGUCGUCGUCGGUUUUAAGUCGAUUUUUGUUUUGUUUUCGUAGAAUUUUGUCGCUCUCAAAAAGUUUUUAAAAAAAAAUACGCUCUUUCUUUUUUUAACGUAACAUUAUAAUAUCAGCUUUCCGCGGGUUCCGUUCGAUAGUUUUUUCGCACACCCCGCAGAACCACAGUCGCUUGGACGAGAAACGCGCCCGCACGACAUCGUCUUUUCCACAUUUCGGGAAACACUAUGCUCCGGCCGUGGGCCAACGCAGCAGCCGCGCACGACCGACGUGACUACGUCGUGGCCGCCGCCGUGCCAACGCGCUGUUAACGACACUCGCGUGGCGUAACGCGUGCUGUAAUUCCGUCCGCGGCGGACACGCUCAGGGGAUAAAUCGGCCGAGGAGUACACCUCUCGGGCCCGGCGUGUCUAGUCGUCCCUAGUUGUCGUCUUAACGAGAGCACUUUUUUUUUGCGCCGACCGCGAUAUAAUAUCGGCCGACCCGACCGACCGACCACCGCCGUCGCAUCACCACCACCGCCUAACCUAACCAUGGUUCUGUUCGACAACCUGUUCGGGUUCCCAGGGCUACCGGGCUGCCUGCGAUUCUUCUCGCCACCGUCCGCGGCCGCCGGGCGACGGCCCACGUCAGCGACUAUGCGUGGCGUGUCGUGCACCAAGAUCACGUCGUGCCUUACGCUGGUCCUGCUCAUAUGCUUCGAGACGGUCCUGUUGUCCACUGUCAGUGAUUGCACCAAGUCAUUCACCGUGCACUGGAACACGUCGAAUUCAAUAUUCCGGAUAGACAACACGGACCACAUAAUCGACGUGAACAAAGGAAACCAGCCUUUCGAAUACGACCAAGUGAACAUUGUGUGUCCCGUGUACGCACCGGGCACGCACGAGUCGGAUGCCGAAAAGUAUAUCAUUUACAACGUGUCCAAGGAGGAAUACGAUAUGUGCCGAAUCACUAAUCCCAAUCCGAGGAUCAUAGCGUACUGCGACAAGCCGUACAAACUUAUGUACGUCACCAUAACGUUCCGGUCGUUCACGCCUCAGCCCGGUGGACUCGAAUUUCAGCCGGGACAAGACUACUAUUUCAUUUCCACUUCGUCUAAGGAUGACAUCCACCGCAGAAUUGGCGGACGCUGCUCCACAAACAACAUGAAAGUCGUGUUCAAGGUGUGCUGCAGACCAGAAGACCAACAGAACAACCAGAACUUAGCUCCUCGACCAACGCAGAACGCCGGAAACCCUCAGCGGCUACCAUUCCCGGGCAGCACGCACGGAUAUCCGGCCCGACCGCCGUCAGUGUAUGCGUCGUCCACACAACAGCCAUCGUUGGCCGGCAAGCAACCUCCGUUCGGCGCCACCGGACCGUCCGUGAACAACAACAAGCCGUCACACAAAAAAUCAUCCGAAUACGACAAGCAUCCCAACGAAGUGGUCAAGAACGAAGAGCUCACGUACAACGGUGCCGGUGCGAUUGCCGCCAGCAUGUCUGCGAAGGUAUUGGCAAUUCUAGUCCUCGUGGCCAUCGCCGCAGUCGAUCGGUUGAUUUUAUAUCGAUAGGCUGUCAACCAGAGUAUAGCCGGAGUUUCGCCGGAUCCCCUACCCCCUCAUCAACCCUCCCCGGCAAACGUAUAUAAUAAUAUUAUGUGACAUAUUAUUACAUUAUUGACGACACACUGUGUAUAUACCUACCUAAAUGGUGUUUUUAUUUUACUAUAUAUA
Molecule: messenger RNA, 1826 nt
Organism: Acyrthosiphon pisum (pea aphid)
Lineage: Eukaryota; Metazoa; Arthropoda; Insecta; Hemiptera; Aphididae
Gene: Ephrin
Product: ephrin
Exons: 6
Coding region: 645-1664 (339 amino acids)
Biological process (GO): axon guidance; ephrin receptor signaling pathway
Cellular component (GO): plasma membrane
Molecular function (GO): ephrin receptor binding
Source: RefSeq, a predicted model, not a curated record